AUGGCAGCUCAGACCGGAGCAGCGCUCCUCCUCGUGGGCCUCCUUGCUCUUGCAACCAUGGCCAGCAGCAACACUGAAGGCGACAUCCUUUACUCGCAAAGGCAGGUGUGGAAGGACCCCAACAACGUGCUGACGAGCUGGGAUCCGACGCUUGUCAACCCCUGCACUUGGUUCCAUGUCACCUGCAACCUCGACAACUCCGUCACCCGAGUGGAUUUGGGGAACGCGGGCAUCUCAGGCACCCUGAUUCCUCAACUGGGACAACUGAAGAAUCUGCAGUACCUGGAGCUAUACGGGAACAAUAUGAGUGGACCAAUACCAACGACCCUGGGCAACCUGACACGCCUGGUCAGCCUUGAUCUCUACGACAACCAUCUCACCGGCGUGAUACCUUCCUCGCUUGGGGCAGUCGGGACCCUGCGUUUCUUGAGGUUGCAUGGGAACAAACUGGCGGGAGUUAUACCGGCGUCGUUGGGCCGUCUGACGAAGCUUGUCGAGCUGGAGCUUCAGGAGAACAUGCUGAGCGGCACGGUGCCCCUGGAGAUCCUCUCACUUGUUCUUGUUGGGGACUUGACUGAACUAAAUGUUGCCAAGAACAAUCUUGCCGGCACCGUCAGAUCAUCUAAACCAAGAGUGGCUACGGUCAUCCACUACAAGCUGAGCAGUAGUGGCAACCUGAACUUAUGUAAGAAUAAACUAAAUGAUUUUUAAUUCUGAAACUGCUGGCAGGAGCUGUAGCUGCAGCCUGAGCUUUUGUAGACCUCUAUUCUGUCAGGACUCCGGGGGCUUACCUCCGUUUCAAGCAAAAAUGGAAAAGGGAGGAAGUUUUAGUUGAAUGCAUUGUAAUUACUAGCAACCUUUUACCCGCAUAUCCUAUGAAAAGGUUACUAGGAGGUGGAGUUCAGUUAACUGAAGAAGGUUCAGAUAAGAAUGGUAUUUAAUGUUG
Molecule: messenger RNA, 946 nt
Organism: Triticum dicoccoides
Lineage: Eukaryota; Viridiplantae; Streptophyta; Magnoliopsida; Poales; Poaceae
Product: leucine-rich repeat protein 1-like
Exons: 7
Coding region: 1-711 (236 amino acids)
Molecular function (GO): protein binding
Source: RefSeq, a predicted model, not a curated record